Messenger RNA from Spodoptera exigua (beet armyworm), 422 nucleotides. The record is from the annotation of a GenBank genome assembly. NCBI's taxonomy places the organism in Eukaryota, Metazoa, Arthropoda, Insecta, Lepidoptera, Noctuidae.
UUAAUAUUAAAGGAGGUAAAAUUUUCAUAAAGCAACCAGUUUGGUUGAGUGCUGCAAGAAACCACGUUAGCAAAAUGUUUAUUGGUACUGUGUUCCUGGCCUUGUUCUUCACUUGUGGUAACGCUGUUCCAGAUCCUCGACAAACCACAGUGACUCUUCUUCGUGACAGCUUACUUCACUACAAUUUUGAUGCAGGAAACAAGAAAGCAUCGGGUACGCUCGAUGGGACGAGAACCCUCGACUUUGAUUUACCUGACGAAGCUGCGGAUAAAGCACCAGAAAUAACUCUUUUAGAGAACGUCAACUCCGGCGCAGGGAUCGCUUUAGGAGCCAACAUCAAUAUAGAUGCCAUUAUUGUUGCAAAGGACAAGUUUCUUGCUGGGAAGUUUCCAUUCUGGAGGAAGAGAUAGAGAAAGAGAGAG